UAAAUGACGUCACAUCCGCAAUAAUAUAUAAGCCGCACCACGCCAAAAGCCGGUAGUAACGCAGGGUCAUCGAGUUGGAAGCGGUGGACGGAGAAGACAUUCGUGCUUCCUUUAAACACUCUCACAGACAAACUUACUCAAGGACCAUGGCAAAGGCACCAGCUAUUGGUAUAGAUCUGGGGACCACCUACUCAUGUGUAGGCGUGUUUCAACACGGAAAGGUAGAAAUCAUAGCCAAUGACCAAGGUAACAGAACAACACCCAGCUAUGUUGCCUUCACCGACACAGAACGUCUCAUUGGUGAUGCUGCAAAGAACCAGGUUGCCAUGAACCCAGAGAACACUAUCUUCGAUGCCAAACGUUUAAUUGGUAGAAGAUUUGAUGAGGCAAAUGUUCAAUCGGACAUGAAGCACUGGCCAUUUAAUGUGUUGAGUGAUGGAGGCAAACCCAAGAUCCAAGUAAAUUACAAAGAUGAACCCAAAACUUUCUACCCUGAAGAGAUUUCCUCCAUGGUGUUAACAAAGAUGAAGGAAACCGCAGAACAGUAUCUGGGAAAGACUAUAACAGAUGCUGUUGUAACAGUCCCAGCUUACUUCAACGACUCUCAACGACAGGCCACUAAAGAUGCAGGGACAAUCUCUGGUCUCAACGUUUUACGUAUCAUCAAUGAACCAACUGCCGCAGCUAUUGCAUAUGGUCUUGACAAGAAGGUUGGUGGUGAGCGCAACGUUCUCAUCUUUGAUCUUGGCGGUGGUACAUUUGAUGUGUCUAUCCUGACAAUCGAAGAUGGUAUUUUUGAGGUGAAAUCUACAGCUGGAGACACCCACUUGGGUGGUGAGGACUUCGACAAUCGUAUGGUGAACCACUUUAUCCAGGAGUUCAAAAGGAAACACAAGAAGGAUAUCUCUGAUAACAAGAGGGCUGUGAGACGUCUGAGAACUGCCUGCGAGAGAGCAAAGAGGACACUUUCCUCCAGCACCCAGGCUAGCAUCGAGAUCGACUCCCUGUUCGAGGGAGUAGAUUACUACACCAGCAUCACCAGAGCCAGGUUUGAGGAGCUCAAUGCAGAUCUUUUCCGUGGCACACUGGAGCCAGUGGAGAAAGCUUUACGUGAUGCCAAAGCCGACAAGGUCUCCAUCCAUGACAUAGUGCUGGUUGGAGGAUCUACACGUAUCCCCAAGAUCCAGAAACUCCUCCAGGACUUCUUCAACGGCAAGGAGCUAUGCAAGAGCAUCAACCCUGAUGAGGCUGUUGCUUAUGGUGCUGCCGUCCAGGCAGCUAUCCUCCAUGGUGACAAGUCCGAGGAAGUCCAGGACCUGCUACUGCUGGAUGUCACUCCACUAUCACUUGGUAUCGAGACUGCUGGUGGUGUGAUGACUGUCCUCAUCAAGAGGAACACAACCAUCCCCACCAAACAGACCCAGACCUUCACAACAUACUCGGACAAUCAACCUGGUGUACUGAUUCAGGUAUUUGAGGGUGAGAGAGCCAUGACUAAGGACAACAACAUCUUGGGCAAGUUCGAGCUGACAGGAAUUCCACCAGCACCUAGAGGUGUUCCACAGAUUGAAGUAACCUUUGACAUUGAUGCAAACGGUAUCCUCAAUGUGUCUGCUGUGGACAAGAGCACCAUGAAGGAGAACAAGAUCACCAUCACAAACGACAAAGGUCGCUUGUCGAAGGAAGAGAUUGAGCGUAUGGUUAAUGAGGCCGAGAACUACAAGGCUGAGGAUGAGAAGCAGAAAGAUCGUAUCCAGGCCAAGAAUGGUCUGGAAAGCUAUGCUUUCAACAUGAAGUCAACUGUAGAGGAUGAGAAACUGAAGGACAAGAUCAGUGAAGAUGAUAAGAAGACCAUCACUGACAAGUGUAACGAUGUUAUCAGCUGGUUAGACUCUAACCAACUGGCCGAGAAGGAUGAGUUUGAACACAAGCAGAAGGAGUUGGAGGGUGUGUGUAACCCAAUCAUCACCAAGCUGUACCAGGAAGCUGGAGGUGCUGGCGGUAUGCCCAACUUCAACCCAGGUGCUGCUGGCGCUGGCGGAGCAGGAGGAGCUCAGACAGGCGGCAGCUCCGGAGGCCCAACCAUCGAGGAGGUUGAUUAAACACCUCCAACAUCCAUUUAAUGUGCAUGACUAGAGCAACUUACCACCACAUGACCUCAUUCAUCGGACACUGACUAUAGAAGUUGUCUAGUCGCUUCUUCAUGCACAUCUAAUGAGAAGGAAUGAACCUUCCUUUCAGUUAAGAACAAUUUUGGACAUUAGACAUUCUCAGGUUUCAUCAGCAUCAGUGAGAAGUUUCAUUGUCAAUGAUCAAUUCUGUGAAGACUGAACACAUGUAUCUAUCAUCAUCAUUUACAUUUCAUUUUUGUCUGUGAUCUAAAUAAAAGCUAAAUUAAA
Molecule: messenger RNA, 2399 nt
Organism: Haliotis rubra (blacklip abalone)
Lineage: Eukaryota; Metazoa; Mollusca; Gastropoda; Lepetellida; Haliotidae
Product: heat shock 70 kDa protein cognate 4-like
Biological process (GO): protein refolding; vesicle-mediated transport; cellular response to unfolded protein
Cellular component (GO): plasma membrane; cytoplasm; nucleus
Molecular function (GO): misfolded protein binding; ATP-dependent protein folding chaperone; ATP binding
Source: RefSeq, a predicted model, not a curated record